AUGCCGGUACCAACAUACAAUUUCCCCUGCCUAGUCCAAUCCACAGCAGCAAAAACUUUCUACCUAAUCGGGUCCGUUCAAGAUGGACGACUGGACCUCUACUCUGUCGACUUAACAGAUAUCAACAACCCCGCUAGCCGACCCAUCACAUUCAAUACGGACGAUCUUUGGUCAGCCACUGCUGCAAAACUGUGCUUCAACUAUGCAGUGGUCGACAGCGCGGGUGUAGCAGCCAAGAAUGAUGGCUCAGUCACCAUCUAUACAAUCACCCCGGGAACGCCUACAGCCUUGACACUCAUCAGAGCUGCACCUUCCAGUAGCGUUCCAUUGUUCACAAACUCUAUGGUCGGCUCAGCAACGGCGUCCCAAAUCGUUAUCUAUUCUCUUCAGAAAGGUAACCCCGUCUUCAACAGCUUCGAUAGGACGACCCUGAUAUGGUCAGGACCAGGGUUGGCUCCUCAAUCACCACUCACACCUGGAGAUGGCAAUGGCGGCAAUGGUGACGGUGGCGCUGGAACUGACAGCGGAAACAGUUCGAGCGGAACAUCGAAUGCAGCGGUCAUCGGUGGUGCGGUCGCUGGAGUCUUGAUUCUCGUUCUCAUCGCAGCAUUUUUCAUCGUCCGCCGGAAACGUCAACGUCGUGGUCGUGGUCGGAUCAGUCAGAAGCACCACUUGGCUGGAGGACAAGGGCAAGGAGGAGGAAGUGGAGGAAGCAGUGACCUGGGAGCAGAAGAAAGGGAGGAGAACAAGCCCGUGUUGUCGGAUUACCAGCAUCAACAGAACCGAGUGUCGUUACAGAUGGCCGAGUCGUCGAGAGGGUCUAUCAUCACUCUCAAUUCUUCCUCUACCGCACCCCUCGUCUACGCACCCCAUCAAUCCUCAACUAGACCAAACGCCCACUUCCCCGGUCAGUCUCAGCCAACUUCAGCUCCACUCACAGUUCCCCAGCAACUACAGCUCCAGCAACAACAGAUCCAACAACAACAGCAACAACAACAACAGCAGCAAUCACGGCGUGGGGUUUCACAGGGAAUGGAGGUACUCUCACUCCCCGCCAUCCUUGAACAGCACCCCUUCGAGCAACAGUCAGAGGGAGACGAUGAGGAGCUGAGAAAGCUGGAGCAAGAGAGUCCCUUCGUCGCCCGACCUUACAGCAACGUCCCCGCUUUCUCAUACCCUACCGCCUACCAGGACCAACCUCGUCAUCAACACCUACCUGUCCGGACCACCGUCAUCAACCCUUACAGCGGCGCCAGUGUUGUCGACGACGAGGAGCAGGAGCCAUAUGUCCUCCCGGACCCCAUUAUUGUUGCGCCGACACCCGUACCUCACAAGGCUGAGCUCCUCGACUAA
Messenger RNA from Linnemannia hyalina, 1353 nucleotides. The record is from the annotation of a GenBank genome assembly. Lineage: Eukaryota; Fungi; Mortierellomycota; Mortierellomycetes; Mortierellales; Mortierellaceae.